Molecule: messenger RNA, 1390 nt
Organism: Schizophyllum commune H4-8
Lineage: Eukaryota; Fungi; Basidiomycota; Agaricomycetes; Agaricales; Schizophyllaceae
Exons: 7
Coding region: 327-1109 (260 amino acids)
Source: RefSeq, a predicted model, not a curated record
AGGUCCCCGCUUGCCCAUUGCGUCACAAACGUGUCACAUCCUUUCUUCCGCGCAAACUUCAACAUUUCACACGUGCUAUGUUUAUCGUGAGCACCCUCGAAAUUGAAUGUUCGAUUGAACGGACACGGCAUCUUGACGGCGGACCUGGACCUGCUGCGCGGUCCUUCUUGUUCUUGACCUUGCAGACUGCAGCGUGCUGGCUGCACCUCUUCCAUCCCUGCACCUUGCCCAUCCUUCGACAUUGCUGUCUUUACGUCCUACUUGCUUGAGACUGUCCGCCUCCAACCGUCCCCUACUUACGGCCCCACCCACCCACAACUUCAACAAUGCUCACCCACACGGCUGCAUUCUCCCUCGCGGUCCUGCUCCUGCGUUCCACCUUGGUCACAGCAGAGUCGCACACCAUUAAGUUCGACAAUCAGUGCGGGUAUGGGACGCCCACCCUAAUCCAAGGCGGCAACACCCUCAGCCUCAACGACGCCAACGAGUACACGUCGAACGGUCAAUUCGCUGCCGCGAUCGCAUAUCUACAGACCGGCGACUGCAAGUACAACGGCGAGGGCUGCAUGACGACUGAAAUCACCCUUGUCAACCCCAGCAGCGCGGGCUCGGGCUCGAGCGUGGACCUGUCCUUAAUUCCUCCGCUCGCUUUCAAUGUCCCGACCACCUUCUCGUACUACGGCGGCUGCGACGGGGAUGGGAAGACGUGCGACUCGGACAGCUGCGGUGUCAACGCGUUCUUCAUCUCCACCGACUACCAGGCGCAGGUGCAGUGCCAGGAGGAUGAUGUCAACCUCCUGAUUACCUUCUGCGGCAACGGCAAUGGAGCCUCGCAGUCGUCCGAGGCAGCGUCAUCGCCGACAUCGUUCUCCACCGCGGCCUCCUCGUCUGACGCCGCUUCCUCCACCGCCGCUUCCUCGGCCCCCGCUUCCUCGGUCCCUUCGUCUGGCGCGUCCACACCCAGCUCCACGUCGCCCUCCGCCACCUCCAAAGCCAUCCUCUCCGCCGAGACAGGCAACGCCCGCUGCGCCAACCGAGUGCGCCGUCGCGCUGAGAGACGCAACGCGAAGCGCGUGGCGAAGCAUAGGCGGUCGGGGCACAGGCAGUGAAGGCGUGUAAGCCGUCAUCCGUCAGGCUUCAGCCUUCAGGUGCCUAGGCGCAUAGGACGGAGUCCAUCAGGAGUCCAAGUCGUUUUCCAUCCGUAUUGCGCGCCGGGAACGCGUCGUUCAUGAAGAGCCAGCUCUUCCGUAGUCGUACUCUAUAUCAUAUCGUAUAGCAUCCUUUGUAGCUGUAGGGUCACCUUUGCUCGCUGCGCGAGUGUACUAUCACAUUUUAGUGUUCACUAGAGCAGGCCAGGACCUUGCAGUCAAGGCGCCUAAAGAGGCAGUGA